CAGACAGCCUCCAGCACAGAGAAAAGCAGUUCCGGUGUAGCUCCAGUCCGCUUUGUCACAGGAUCCAUGUCUCCAGGUGCCCUCUCCAACCUUUUGGAGGCAGGUGAAGCUGUCCAAUCAGAUUGCCCUAGCCAGGUACGAGUGUGUAUUUCACUCCUUUCAUACAAUCUGAGCCGCUUUUUAAACUUCACUGGAGCUCUCACAUCAGUCGCUUUCACUUGACCAGGAGCCACACGCGCAGCUGCAUGGAUCCUGGGUACAGCUCUUGUCACUUCGGUUCCUUUUUUGGAUAAUAACUAUCCGCACUCCAUAUAUUUUACCCGCGACGACCUCUUCGUUUAUAGCUUUUCUCUCAGCCAGAGCAUCGCGUUUUCUUUUGGGAUAGUAAGAAUUGCUUAAGUCAUCCGACUUUUUAUUUUAUUUCAAUCUUUAUUUCCCCACAGAACUGUCAUACAAUGUUUCAACAGGCAGCAAAGCGCUGUUUCACUAUUGACUCUCUAGUAGCCAAGGACACUCCAUUGACUUCCGAAGAGCCCAUCAGACCCACAGCUCUGAGCUACCCGAACCCCGCAGAAGCCUUUAUGAACGGCUUCCAGAGCUCGGGGGGUAGGUCCCUGUACACCAGCCCGGAGCUGGUGUUCCCCGAGGCGAUGAACCACCCAUCACUGGCUGUUCACCCCCACCAACUCGGGGCCGCCCAUCUGCAACACCCGCACUCAUUCUUUGGACCCCAGCACCGGGACCCCCUUAAUUUCUAUCCCUGGGUUUUAAGGAACAGAUUCUUUGGGCACAGAUUUCAAGGAAGCGAAGUUUCCCAGGAAAGUUUGUUAAUGCACGGCCCCUUCGCCAGGAAGCCAAAGCGGAUCCGCACUGCCUUCUCCCCGUCACAGCUCCUGCGGUUGGAAAGGGCUUUCGAGAAGAACCAUUAUGUGGUGGGGGCCGAGAGGAAGCAGUUAGCCAACGGCCUCAGUCUGUCCGAAACACAGGUAAAGGUGUGGUUCCAGAACAGACGGACAAAGCACAAGAGGCAGAAGCUGGAUGAGGAGGGCCCAGAGUCUCAGCAGAAGAAGAAAGGGUCUCACCAUAUCAACAGGUGGCGGAUGGCCACCAAGCAGUCCAGCUCGGAGGACAUUGACGUCACAUCUGAGGACUAACUAGCCCCCUUCGGAGGGGAUCCCCAGACAUUGAGCUGGGGGCUCCAGACUACCUACGAACACUAAGACAUUUUCUAGUGCAAUGCACUAUUUAUUAUAGAAUAUGUAAAAUAUAUAUGUAUAUACCGGCAUAUAUACAACUAUAUUGAAAAACAACGAGGACAAAAUAAGUCUGCAGGAAUCCCCCCAGCUUGGAUUAAACCUGAGAAGUGAAGCUGGUGGUGUGUCCAAACACUCCUGGUGGUGUGUCUAAAACAUAUGUCCAAACACGCUUCUAUCAAGAAAAAAAGUGCUGGACAGCUGUGACUUUGUGUGUAUGUGUGUGUUAUAAUAACAACAACUAAAAAACUAAAGCAAGCAUGGGAGCGAAUGGGAGAGUCAGAGAUUGAGGUGUUUGCUGGGAUUUGGUUGGCUCAUCCUUUCCCCAACUUCCUGGGUUGGGUCCUGAACAGUCAGCUGCAGCGAGCAAGCUGCAGCUUUUGUUUAGUUCAUCGGGCCACCAUUUUUCCAUUGACACCUGGCACAGCCAAUAAAAACAAUGGACUAGCCAAUAUCUAGUCUUCUUUUUGAGAGUGAAUGCCUUUCCUUUGCAGUUGUUGGGAGAUCUUCCAAAGCAAUCUUGCAAUAAGGUUUUUGAGCCCACCGUACAAUAACUGUAUUAAUGUUGACUUAAAAUGAGCAUAUUUAUUUUAGUGGUGGUAUGUAUAUCUUCUGCCAUCAGUGUCUGGGAGCAAGCAACAUACUCUGCUCCCAGUGGACAUAUUCUUUGCAAUCUCAUAGCAGAUGGACCUUUGCCUGGAUACACCGACUUCUAAACUAAUCUCUAUGUGGAGAAGAAGAACUAACAGCAUCCCAAGCAUCCAAGAGCCAUGGCGCCAUGCGGCCAGUCGGACAUAUUUUUCAUGUAUUUAUUUAUUUAAAAUUAUUAUUUUUUCUCGUUUCACAGUAAGGAUCACACGGCAAAAGCAUUUUGUACCAAGAAAAUUAAAUAUGGCAAUCCUUCAUGUCUCUGUGUGUUCUCAGAAUGCACAGGCUGGUUAAUCCAGUAAUCUAAACUUGACAAGGAAGAACACUGAAGUUAGGUUAUGCACAGCUGCAUGUCAGUUUUGGAGGUUAACAUUAAUAUCAGGUAGUCCAAGAUUAUUGCUAAACAUGUAAAUUCCUCAAGCAAUAUAGUUUGGUUGCAGUUGUUUGAAGAAUAUGAUAGCAGUUGUUUAA
Messenger RNA from Acipenser ruthenus (sterlet), 2372 nucleotides. It is a transcript of the gene emx1, whose product is annotated as empty spiracles homeobox 1. The record is from RefSeq and is a predicted model, not a curated record. Gene Ontology annotation, biological process: brain development; neuron differentiation; central nervous system development. The transcript is spliced from 3 exons. The coding region runs from base 456 to 1154 and encodes 232 amino acids. Lineage: Eukaryota; Metazoa; Chordata; Actinopteri; Acipenseriformes; Acipenseridae. Gene Ontology annotation, molecular function: DNA-binding transcription factor activity, RNA polymerase II-specific; DNA binding.